AUGAAGGGCCCCAUUACCGCCAUCCUGCAGCUUGGUGCUGUCUAUAUUUCAAUCACAUCAGCCUGUAAGCUAAGUGAUCUUCCCAUUUUCGCUGGUCAUACCAAUUAUAUAUUGGAUCAAUGCAACGGGCCUAUAGAUGGACAUAUGCUUAUUAGCUGGUUGAUAGAUCCUCAAGGGUGUGAGAUCCCUCGACUUAUUGAUGCUUCUGCCGAGCAGCUUCAGGAUGGGUUGACCAAAGGAUGCUUCACCAGCGUUGACCUGGUUAACACAUAUGUUGCGAGAAUCGCAGAGGUCAACUCUACCGUUCGAGCUGUCACAGAGAUUAACCCGGAUGCACUUGCCAUCGCCCAGCAGAUGGAUGAUGAGAGAAAGAAGGGCAAGGUUCGGGGUCCUCUCCACGGCCUACCGAUUGUUAUCAAGAACAAUAUUUUCACGGACGACAAGAUGAGCUCUACCGCGGGGUCUUAUGCUCUGUUCGGUGCCCGAACAUCUGGUGAUGCCACUGUGGCUUCGAAGCUGAGAAAAGCUGGCCUGGUCAUCAUGGGUAAGUCAGGUGCUUCGCAGUGGGCAAACUUCCGAUCAACCAACUCUACCAAUGGAUGGAGUGCAUAUGGUGGCCAGGUAACGGCUGCAUAUUAUAAGAACCAAGAUCCCAGCGGAAGCUCCAGUGGGAGCGGUGUCGCUUCAGACCUUGGAUUGGCCUUUGCAACCUUGGGUACUGAAACAAGUGGCAGUAUUGUUGGUCCCAGUGAUAAGAGUAACAUCGUUGGUAUUAAGCCCACGGUUGGCCUGACUUCGCGCCGUUUUGUUGUCCCCAUCAGUGAGCGUCAGGACACUGUUGGUCCCAUGGCCAGGUCAGUCAAGGAUGCUGCCUACCUGCUCCAGGUCAUUGCUGGCAAGGAUCCCAACGACAACUAUACAUCCGCCAUCCCAUUCGAUAACAUUCCCAACUACGUCAAGGCUUGUAACCUCAAUGCCCUCAAAGGAAAGAGAAUCGGAGUCCCACGCAAUGUCAUCAAAAUCUUCGGAGCGGAGAGGACUGUCGUAGACCAAUUCAACAAGGCAUUGACAGUCAUGAAGCAGGCCGGUGCUAUCAUUGUUGAGAAUACGGACUUCACUGCCUUUGCAGAGUUUGCUCGAAGCCCUAUCCCUGAUGACAUCCUCUAUGCGGACUCGCUGAGCAACCUGCCUGCAUUCUUUAAGCAGCUCACGGUUAACCCUAACAAAAUCACCGAUCUUGAAAGUGUCCGAAGGUUCACUCAGCAUCAUCGCCUGGAAGAAUACCCUAGCCGCAACACCGGAAGAUGGGAUAUUGCCCUCCAGAAGGGAGUGAAAAACACAGAUCCUCGCUUUUGGCCUAUGUAUCAGAAGAAUUUGAAAUUCGGCGAUGAGGGAGGUAUUCUCGGCGCCUUGAAACGUCACAACCUGGACGCUGCCGUUCUGCCUACUGAUCUCUCACCCUAUAUUCCUGCCCUUGUCGGGUCUCCUAUCGUCACUGUCCCACUUGGAGUUUUUCCAAAUGGAACCAAGGUGAACCACGAUAGAGAGCUUGUUACCUCCGGACCCGGAAUACCUAUUGGCCUUAGUUUCAUGGGAGACUUCUGGAGCGAGGAGAAACUGAUCGGAUUGGCGUACGCGUUUGAACAAAGAACACAUGCUAGGCCCAAGUUGAAGAGAUUCAUUGAGCCUAAGAAGGAGGUGAAGGAUUUGAUGUAA
Molecule: messenger RNA, 1716 nt
Organism: Microsporum canis CBS 113480
Lineage: Eukaryota; Fungi; Ascomycota; Eurotiomycetes; Onygenales; Arthrodermataceae
Product: amidase
Exons: 5
Coding region: 1-1716 (571 amino acids)
Source: RefSeq, a predicted model, not a curated record